UACCAUUUCAUGUGCCAACCAGAAAGAGGACUGUCACUACCAAUUCAGGACUUGCGUCUCCUCAUUUUCUCAUCUUCGUCCCUUGUGAAUAUUUGACGCUGAAGCACUGUCAUCACUUCUUGACUGUGCUUCCAUAGAGGACAAGUUGGACCGAACCGAGGGGAACCGCCCUCCUAAACCGCCAUGUUGCUCUGGGCACUGUGGAGUAUAAUUGUCUUGCUGAUUCCGCUGGAUGCUGCACAAAAGAAAGAAGAUGUCCGAGCAGGCUGCAGCACAGCAGUGAAUGACUUGGUUUUUAUUGUGGAUGGCUCGUGGAGUGUUGGCGUUGCUGAUUUUGAAACAGCCAAGCAAUGGCUUAUCAAUAUCACCAGUCAAUUUGAUAUCAGCUCCCACUAUACACAGGUGGCUGUGAUCCAGUACAGUGACACUCAUCGUCUGGAGAUCCCUCUGGGAGAACAACAAAGUGCUGCAGAACUCAUUCAGGCCAUUCGAGGCAUCCCAUACAUGGGAGGAAACACACAGACUGGCAGAGCCAUUAAGUUUGCCGUGGACCAUGUUUUCGCCACAUCCAAGCGAGCCAGCCAAGUCAAGAACCGCAUCGCUGUUGUGGUCACAGAUGGCAAAUCCCAAGAUGACGUAACGGAUGCCAGUAUUGAGGCACGAGCUCAAAGCAUUACAGUGUUUGCAGUCGGGGUUGGGAGCGAGAUCACAAACUCCGAGCUCGUAUCCAUCGCUAACAAACCAUCUUCCACUUAUGUCCUGUACGCUGAAGAUUACACCACCAUUGAUCGUAUUCGAGAUUCCAUGGAACAGAGACUCUGCGAAGAAUCCGUGUGUCCCACAAGGAUACCGGUGGCAUCUCGAGAUGAGAAAGGUUUCGAGCUAAUGGUGGGCAUGAAUAUUGAGAAAAAAGCCAAGAAAAUUCCCGGGUCUCUGGAAUCCGAGACGGCCUUCACUCUUACGUCUUCCACUGACAUUACCGAGGACACCAGAGAGAUUUUCCCAGAAGGCCUUCCUCCCUCCUACGUAUUUGUAGCCACCAUCCGUCUAAAGGGAAUUGCCCAAAUGCUGAACUUUGACCUUUGGCGGGUGUUAUCAAAGGACAAAAAGAUCCAGGCUGCAGUGACACUGAACGGAAAGGACAAAACGGUCACAUUUACCACCACUAAAAUGACAAACAUGGAGCAGAAGAUUGUCUUCAAUAUAGGAUUCGAGUCACUAUUUGAUGGAAUGUGGCAUCAGCUUAAACUCCUGGUGAGACCCAGCCAGGUCACCGCUUUCCUUGACGAUCACAGGAUGCAGGAAAUAAUACCCGAACCAAUGGAGCCCAUUUACAUCAAUGGGAAGACACAGGUGGCAAAGAGACGGGAAAUAGAUGUCACUGUUCCCAUACAAAUCCAGAAAUUACGCCUGUACUGUGAUCCUCUUCAGAGUGAGAGAGAGACAGCUUGUGAGAUCUUCUAUGUGGAUGAUGAAAGGUGUCCUCUGAAUCGAAAAGCCGCAAUUGCAGAAGUGGAGGGCUCCAAUGGUGUCGUUGGACCUGGGCAACGUGGCCCACCAGGACGCACGGGGGACAAAGGAGAGGCGGGAUUACCUGGUGCUGAUGGUAAGCCUGGUGAAAGUGGGAAGCCUGGCCCUCCUGGAUUACAGGGGCAGAAGGGUGCUGACGGCUCACCAGGACCAAGAGGACUUCCUGGAAUGAAGAGUGACAGCGAGAUAAAAGGCUUACCAGGACCACAGGGUCUUCCAGGGGAGAGGGGUGAACCAGGAUAUCCAGGAGAGGAGGGUUUAAAGGGAGAUCCUGGUGCUGUUGGAGUUCAAGGAGCCCCGGGAACUCCAGGAGAAGUAGGCCCACCAGGACCUCAGGGAGAGAGGGGAUACCCAGGACCACCAGGCACACAAGGACCACCGGGGAACUGCGGUGAUUCGAGGGGUAAUACUUGUCUCGGUUCACCAGGGCAGAAGGGCUCAACAGGGGAGCCAGGUUUUCCAGGAUUGCCAGGUGCCCCAGGGCAUCCAGGGUACAAAGGUCAUUGGGGAGAAAAUGGAAAGCCUGGCCCAAAAGGAAAUAAGGGGGAUCCAGGCAGAGAAGGCGAGCCAGGAAUUCCUGCCAUACCUGGCCAAGUGGGACCCAGGGGAAAGCAAGGAGAGAAAGGAUUGAAAGGUGAUGAAGGCCCCAGGGGGAUUGAAGGAAAGAAAGGGGACAUGGGCCACAACGGUCACAUGGGCGCUGUUGGUCCAAGGGGAUCUCCCGGCCUGGAUGGGCUGCCCGGUCAACCGGGUCAGCCUGGAUUUCCUGGAAAGCCAGGCAAGUCACCAUCAGAUGAGCAUCUUGUAAAGCUCUGCACCGAUGUUCUACGCGCUCAACUCCCAGCACUUCUCCAGUCCGUGGAUAGAUCAGAAAGAUGUGAAUCCUGCUAUACUAUGAAGGGACCACCUGGUGAGACAGGUGCCCCGGGACCGAAAGGAUCCAUGGGAAUACCAGGUUAUCCUGGCAGAACUGGCUCUGUGGGAUAUCCAGGGACUCCUGGAUUGCAAGGUCCUCCUGGACUCAAAGGUGACAUAGGACCAAGAGGGUUCAAGGGGAGCAAAGGAGAGGGUCACCAGGGACGCCCAGGACCACCCGGACAGCUAGGGGCUCGAGGUCCUCGUGGAUUUGAUGGAGUCGGACAGCCAGGCAACGAGGGAAUUCCUGGGAAACCAGGACCCCCUGGAGAUCCCGGUAAAAGGGGUAAUCCAGGGACACCGGGGAUAUGUGACUUAUCCAUGUGCUAUCAGACCUACAACCUGAGGGAACAUUACAGCAAAGGACCAAAUAUCUGAUGGCGUACAAAACAGCGAGGGACACAAGUGCAAGUGGCUUUAACACCCACAUGUAUCCAGAGGCCAUUUAUUGUAUCGCCGAUUCACAUGUGACUCCUGCACAAGCACGUUGUGUGCAGAACAGCAACACUGGAGGCAGAAAUAUCCUCAUAUGUUGAGUCAUACUGAAACGGGUGAUUCAUCCUUACACAAUUCAUGGUCAACUCUUUGUAUUCUGGGAUAUAAAUUGUACUUUUCAAUUUUGUCGCGUUUAUUAGUUUCAAGGGCCAGAAAAACAGAGUAGCACCAAAGGAGAUCCUUUCAUCACAUUGUAGUUGUUAUCUUGUCUGGCGCAGGUCUAUCACCCUCUUUAUCCUAAACACAAAAGCUGGUGCUAAUUGUAAAUCAGCCACUGUGACAAACAGGCUACUAAGAAUCCUGUUAUUUAUAUUUAUAUUGACCCGCUUAGUAAUACUGACUGGAUUUGCAUUUCUCGAAGAAUUUUUAAAAUCUCUAAUUUACCUCACCUACAUUAUAGGAUCUAGGCAUGUAUUUUUUUUAUGAUAUUUUAAAUAGAGGCCUGUUACCUGCUGAGAAUAAUGUAUAUAUAUAUAAAAUGCCUAUUCAAGUUUAAUAUUUGUUCAUCUAUAGAAGUAAACUAAUCAGUGCAACUCUAUUGGUGCUGCUCUACGUUGUGUAUUUCGAAUCCUCCAAUACUAUCACAGUGAAAAAUUCACUGACUUUGUAGUACUCGUGAGCUGAGGAGCUCCAUUUAGACAAAAGUAGUACUUUGCCUCCAUCUCCUUGUAUCUGGUUGGCAGUUACAGUACAGUAGAGGAGAGUCAAUGAAUCCUAGCAAAAGGUGUACCGUAUUUUCCGGCCUAUAAGGCGCACCGUACUAUAAGGCGCACCUUCAAUGAAUGGCCCAUUUUAAAACUUUAUCCUUAUAUAAGGCGCACCGGACUAUAAGGCGCACCAUUAAUGCAUCAUGUCAGAUUUUUAAUCCAAAUCAAAUCAUUCUCCAUUUUAUCUUUUUUAUUUCAACUUCAGACGGAAACAAAUUACUUUAUAAUCAUAAAAUAAUGAUCCAUAGUCUUUUUAAGUCAUGAUUCAUAGUCUUCAGCGGGCCACUUAUGAUUGAUUUUAUGACACAAUGCUUUGGGCCAGUUUAAAUUUAGGAAUUUGGUCCAUAUAUAAGGCGCACCGGGCUAUAAGGCGCACUGUUGGUUUUUGAGAAAAAUUUAGGUUUUUAGGUGCACCUUAUAGGGCGGAAAAUACGGUACCCAAUUUCAAUCAGUUUUUUAUUUGUUGUUACGUCCUGCAGUGUGAAUUGGCGAUUUACAGCGGCAGUCAUUGGCAACGUAGCAUCGUUGCUAGAGCCCGAUGAUUUGUGCAGAUUAGUUUUGUUUCAUUAUUUUCCAGGGACUCAAAGCUGUUUAGAUCAGAAUUAUGUGCUGCUUCCAAGGUCUCUCGGAUAAACUUUACAGCGUGUCGAGACAAACAGCAGCUAUUUCAGUCGGAUGCAGGUAGAUGCAUUUAGCAUUCAUAUGAGCGUCUCCAGACAAAAAGAAGACGGAGGCAGCAAAACGAUGCAUUUGCAAGGAGUGGGAUGAUUUUGGCUCCAAAUGAAAUUCUAUCACCCCACAUUUAGCUGCAGAUUAAAUUUAGUUGCCUUGCAACAAUAGGUUUCCCUCUAUGUUUCCACAGAAAAGAGUUUUGGCACAAACGUCAGCAAAAAAAAUGUCAUUUGGAACCAUCAAAAAUACCUUGUGGGAUAACAAAACUAACAAGCUCCUCUCGACGGGCUUUGCGCAUCAGGAAGCCGAUUUUUAAAUGAUGUUUUUCCACUUUCAUACGGUACAUUUCGACUUGUCAGAGUUGGCAAGUCCCCAAAGAAUAGCAAACUCUGUCAUAGGUUUUCACAGCACAUGAAUGACUUGUUGUAUGAACGAGUGCAAAUAAUGGUUGAGAUUUUCAAACGGAACCACAGCAGGUGAAAUAAAAAAUAAAAAAUCAUGUUUGUCCAUGCCAACCAUCCUAUUUUUGCAAAUUGGAUAUAGAUUAUGGCAGUUGGAGAACCCUUUGAAUGGUCUUAUUGUAAACCGUUAUAUUAGUAGAAUAAGCUCAACAACAAUGAAAAAAGUUUUCACAGUUUCUCCUGUAGCUGGGUGCUUUCACCCCCCGCAUUUCUUGUACACUGUGCCGGAGUUUGAAAACGAUAAUGGUUAUAUUGACUAAAUCUCAAACUUUGCUUUAAAUUUGUAUUGUUUUUUCUUUUGUCCUCCAAUCCUGGUAGUGCAAUGAUUUAUGAAUAGCCUUUGUAGUUGUUUAUCACUUUGGAGUAGUGUCACAAAGCCAUAAAUGUAUUUGUAAUAUAUCCUGAAAAGAGAAAUUGUCAUUUCUAUUUUGUUGGGCAUUAUUUAUCUUCAUAUUAGUAAAUAAAUGUUUGUUGAUUUUUGGACGCUAUUGCAUUUUGUUGUUGUUUUGGCUUUACAAAUGUGUUUUAUAUGACAAUAAAUAUUGUUGCUCAUCUUA
Syngnathus typhle (broad-nosed pipefish) is the source of this 5337-nucleotide messenger RNA. RefSeq names its product collagen alpha-1(XXI) chain. Lineage: Eukaryota; Metazoa; Chordata; Actinopteri; Syngnathiformes; Syngnathidae. The transcript has 30 exons. The record is from RefSeq and is a predicted model, not a curated record. The coding region runs from base 184 to 2823 and encodes 879 amino acids.